This is a messenger RNA of Hyaloscypha bicolor E, 1333 nucleotides long. RefSeq lists its product as uncharacterized. Gene Ontology annotation, biological process: canonical NF-kappaB signal transduction. The coding region runs from base 109 to 1113 and encodes 334 amino acids. Lineage: Eukaryota; Fungi; Ascomycota; Leotiomycetes; Helotiales; Hyaloscyphaceae. The transcript has a single exon. The record is from RefSeq and is a predicted model, not a curated record.
CGAAACAUCCUCGCCAUACGCCGAUGCAAACUUGCCACAAACUUUCAGAGCCGUCUCCACGCACAUGAAACCUCAAAAUCUGAACGCACUCGAUGCGCGUGGACCACGAUGACAUCCGUGGAUGGAGGCGACCGUAUCGCUGGCGUCAGCAGCGGCGACAACGAUCAAGGUACCAAGGCGCAAAUUCCCCCGAUCAAGUCGAAGUUCAAGUUCAAGUCGAAGUCGAAGAGGAAAUCUGAUGAGAGGUCUCGAAGCCCAUCAGAAGGAGGUCAUCACGACCGUGAUCGAGAAAGGCAUCACCACCACCAUCGGUCGAAGCGGCGCAAAUCCACACCUUCGACAACAAAGAAGGACGAUCCAUCCCUUUACGAUGACACCCAUCUUCCGAAUGCCUCCUCGGAUCAAUACCUGGACCCUGAUGUUGCGUUUAGAGAAAGUCUAUUCGAUGCUAUGGCAGACGAUGAAGGAGCACAGUUCUGGGAGGGUGUUUAUGGCCAGCCAAUUCACACCUAUCCCGACAUUAAGAAAGGCCCAGAGGGAAAAUUGGAGCGCAUGACGGAUGAAGAAUACACAGCGUUCGUCAGGGCGAAGAUGUAUGAGAAGACGCACCAACAUCUGAUCGAGGAGAAGGCACGAAGAGCUGCUGCUAAGAAGGAAAGAGAAAAGCUAGCAAAAGAGGGUGCCAAAGAGGAGAGAGAGGCCCAGAAAUUCAGAAGGAAAGUGGAAGAGAGUCUGAGAAGGGGCGAGGAACGGAAGACUAGGAAGUCUUGGACAGAGAAAUGGGACGCAUACACCCAGAAGUGGGAGACUCUCGGAAAGGGAGGCGUCAAAGUUGCCAUUGCAUCGAUACCAUGGCCUGUUGAGAGUGGAAGGCGGAAAGACGUCGAGUUGAAAGAAGUCGAAAAGUUCUUCCUCUACGCUCCCUCUGCUGGCCAGCCUACGGAAGCCCAGCUGGGAAAGGUUUUGAAAGCGGAGAGGGUUCGUUGGCAUCCUGAUAAGAUCCAGCAAAAGCUUGGCGGGCAAAACGUCAGUGAGGAUGUUAUGCAGGCAGUGACGGCAGUUUUUCAGGUCAUUGAUCGGAUGUGGUCCGAACUGCGAGAUGCGCAGAAAUGAUAUCUGUGGACCAUGGAGUUUUGGGUUUGGUAGCAUAGCGGCGGCGUUUAGGCGGGCUGGCCUAUCAAUGAAGAAUCACGAUUCUCAAACAGUCCCCAUGAACUGUUUGAGCCAACACUUGAAGACUUUACCGCAGUCUCUCCCCACUUCCCCAACUCACACCAAACCUUACUAAGGCACUAAUGUUUGGUAGAUACAGAAACUUUAGUCCAAUUAAGCC